Messenger RNA from Mucor velutinosus, 318 nucleotides. RefSeq lists its product as uncharacterized. The transcript is spliced from 4 exons. Gene Ontology annotation, cellular component: mitochondrion. The record is from RefSeq and is a predicted model, not a curated record. NCBI's taxonomy places the organism in Eukaryota, Fungi, Mucoromycota, Mucoromycetes, Mucorales, Mucoraceae. Bases 1 to 318 code for a protein of 105 amino acids.
AUGCUCGCAUCUGUUCGUUCUAGUCUCAUUCGUGGUGUUAGAUACUCACACACUGCUGCCAUCAACAAUACGGUCCCUGCUCCUCGAGGUCAAAUUCAAGAUGUGUCUACAUUUUUAAAAGCAAUUGGCCGUGGUUGUGAUGAAGUUGCAGGCAAAUUCGAGACUUGGGAUCAAUUAUUUACCACUGGCAGUCGAGCCAUGAAGACUGACAUGGGCAUUAGCACAAAGCAAAGAAAGUACAUUUUGAGCUGGUUGGAAAGAUACAGAAAUGGCGUUGAGCCUUAUGCCAUUGCUGUUCCUGGCCCCAAAAAGAAGUAA